CGUGCGUGCUGUUGAAAAAUAAGAAAACAAAAAGCUUUAGCUGCUUCGCCAGCUGAUAUCACCAGCAGCAAGCACAUUAUGAGGGGCUACUUUUGGCAAUUGGUCGGCAUAAGCUGUGCAAUUAAAGUGCUGCUGCUGCCCGCUUACUAUUCCACUGAUUUUGAGGUGCAUCGCAAUUGGCUGGCCAUAACGCACAGUUUACCGCUGAAUCGAUGGUAUUUGGACGCGACCAGCGAAUGGACCCUGGACUAUCCGCCCUUCUUUGCCUAUUUUGAAUGGCUGCUCUCACAGGUGGCCAAAUAUGUUGAUCCCAAUAUGCUGAUCGUACAGAAUUUGAAUUAUGCCUCGGUGAGAACGGUGCAUUUCCAGCGCAUUUCGGUGAUUAUCAUGGAUCUGAUAUAUAUGCUGGGCGUACGCUGCUGCAUGUCCGCCCUGGGCAUUGUGCCAGCCACCCAGAAACACAUAGCUGGCUGCAUGCUACUCUUCCUGAAUGUGGGCCUCAUAUUCGUGGAUCACAUACACUUUCAGUACAAUGGAUUCCUGUUUGGCAUACUGCUACUGAGCAUAAGUGCACUGCUCAGACAACGCUAUCUCUGGAGCGCCUUUGCAUUCGCCGUCCUGCUGAACUUCAAGCAUAUAUUCCUUUAUAUGGCGCCCGCCUUUGGCGUUUAUCUAUUGAAAUUUUAUUGCCUGGCUCAGGGCAAUUUUGGUCAAAAUACGCUUAGGCUGCUUGCUGUUGGCCUAGUACCAUUCGUGCUGUCCUUUGGCCCCUUCUGGCACCAAUUGCCGCAGUUGAUGUCGCGCCUGUUUCCGUUUAAGCGCGGACUUACCCAUGCCUACUGGGCGCCCAAUAUUUGGGCGCUCUAUAAUGCUGCCGAUAAGGUGGCUGUGAUUGCCUUGAAACGCACGACCGAAUCUGAGGCGACCUCGACCAGCUCCGGCCUGGUGCAGGAGGUGCAACACGUAGUACUGCCCACAAUAACACCGUCCAUUACCUUUGCGCUCACAUUCCUAUUUAUGCUGCCCAUCCUGAUUAAGCUCUUUAUGACGCGUAGCAGAGAACAUGCCAGGCUGCUGUUUUUGCGUGCCGUGGUACUUUGCUCCUGCUCCUCGUUCAUGUUUGGCUGGCACGUCCAUGAGAAGGCCAUACUCAUGUGCCUGAUACCAUUGUGCCUGCUUGCCUUGCUGGAUCGUCGGGAUGCCAGAUUUGCAUACAUCUUGGCCGUCGCUGGGUACUACUCGCUGUUUCCCCUGCUCUUCGAGGUCGAUCUACUUGUGCCGCGCUACUCCCUGUACAUGACCUACAUGGCCAUGAUGUAUGGCCAGCUUGAGCGCGUGUAUAAGUGCAAACCAAACUUUCACCUACUCGAAUGGAUCUACUUUCUGGGCUUCAUAACCAUUCCCAUCUAUGAGCAUAUUGUCAGUCGUUUGUUGGGCCUGCAUUUGCUAUUCCCAUUCAUGCCGCUGCUGCUCACCUCUGUGUAUUCCGGCUUGGGUGUGCUCUAUUUCUAUGUACGCUACUAUAUCUGCGCCAUGGACUUGAAGUGGCCGAGCUUUGGCAAGCGGCGCGUUACUCAAAUCAAAUCCUCAGCGACCAAAAGAAAACGCAAAACCAAAUAAAUAUGUAUGUACAUUCUUGUUAA
This is a messenger RNA of Drosophila novamexicana, 1643 nucleotides long. RefSeq names its product probable dolichyl pyrophosphate Glc1Man9GlcNAc2 alpha-1,3-glucosyltransferase (gene xit). Lineage: Eukaryota; Metazoa; Arthropoda; Insecta; Diptera; Drosophilidae. The coding region runs from base 79 to 1620 and encodes 513 amino acids. The transcript is spliced from 4 exons. Gene Ontology annotation, molecular function: dolichyl pyrophosphate Glc1Man9GlcNAc2 alpha-1,3-glucosyltransferase activity. Gene Ontology annotation, cellular component: endoplasmic reticulum membrane. The record is from RefSeq and is a predicted model, not a curated record. Gene Ontology annotation, biological process: protein N-linked glycosylation.